Messenger RNA from Phanerochaete carnosa HHB-10118-sp, 339 nucleotides. RefSeq lists its product as uncharacterized. The transcript is spliced from 4 exons. The annotation marks the transcript as partial. Lineage: Eukaryota; Fungi; Basidiomycota; Agaricomycetes; Polyporales; Phanerochaetaceae. The record is from RefSeq and is a predicted model, not a curated record.
CUCAAGAACGACCAAGUUCUGCUCGAGAAGCGUCUAUGGGACGAACGGCAGUCGAUCCAGAAGAGGCACGAAGAAAAGGUGAAAAUUGCCAAGACCAAAGCGAGCAUGAUUGGCGUGUCACUGGCAAAGUUUGAAGCCGACAGUAUGACGGACGCUUUCCGCAGGGAGUUACAGCAGUUCGAUAGAGAACGAGUGCUGCCAGCAUGGGAUGGGCUCAUCACAAAGCAGCAGCAGACCCUUGAAUCACUAGGGGUCCCCAGCAUGUUCCCGACCGAGGACUCGACCGAGAGACAGAAGCAGCAGAGGGUCAUCCAGGUCGUGAGUGAGGUGGCCGAAUGA